AUGGAUUCCAUUCAGAUGCCUCCACCACCUCACAGCCUGAUAUUAUAUGCCCCUCCUCGCUUCAACCGGUUCCAGAGCCUAGGUCUUGGCAUGAGUGGCAGCCCAAGCCUCCCAUCUUUGCCUGAAGGGCCCAAGCGAACGCCCACGCCUCGCGAAAUGUCCGAAGAAUCUGACGGACCUACUAGUGCGGACUGGAAUGAGCACUUUCACCCCCCUCAACCUCGUCCUCAACCUCUAUCCAUUCACUUGCCACGCUUCCCCGGAGAUGGGCUCGACUACCGGAGGCCGGUCAGACCCACGAAUAACUCAGAGGUCGUUGACUUGACUCGUGAAUCUGAAAGUCCUCCUCAAACUCGAUCAGUCGACCUCACUUUAUCCACGCCACCCCAAUCCCGGACAAGCUUGCGGUUUCCUCAGGAUAUACUUCAUGUUCCUCGGACGAAUGCGCAGCGGGAGGUGAUCGAUGUCGACGCUGAGCCCACCAGCGAUCCCGCAGAUGCCUCGUCGAGUAGCUCUGAUGUCCAGUUUGUCGGGGCUACCACCAGACCCAGGCCGCUCGAACCAAGGCCUUACAACGACAUCUGGUCUCACAUGAGUCGGAUAGCGGCAAGACCCGAGCUACCUCAGAGACGACCAACAAGAAACUGGUACAGUGGGAGUCGAUAUGCUGAUGGAGAAGAGUUCCAGUCCAUGUCUAUCGGGGACCUCCUGCCCGUGGGACUCGAUUAUGGGCUCACUGGCUUUUCAAUCACUCCUUCAUUCCCUGCUCCAACAUCUCAGGAAAGUUCCAGAGGAUCGUCCCAUUCCGAGGCAUACAAAUCACCAGAACCAGCUCCAGAGGGCUUCACUCGGACGCUAUCGGAUUAUGACGUGGCAAUUUGCCCUAACUGCCAUGAGGAGUUGGGUGUUGGGGAAGGGCCCAAAGGGCAGAUAUACGUAUCCAAGAAAUGCGGACAUGUUUACUGUGGCGAGUGUGCUGAGAAUCGGUCGAAGUCCAAGGCGAAAAAGUCGGGUUCUCAGACCAAGCCAUUCUCCAAGUGUCAGAUUGCAGGCUGCGAGACGUCUUUAAGCAGUCCAACUGCUUUGUUCCAUCUUUUUCUCUGA
Penicillium antarcticum is the source of this 1104-nucleotide messenger RNA. Its product is annotated as putative RING finger domain protein. Gene Ontology annotation, molecular function: ubiquitin-protein transferase activity. NCBI's taxonomy places the organism in Eukaryota, Fungi, Ascomycota, Eurotiomycetes, Eurotiales, Aspergillaceae. The transcript has 3 exons. Gene Ontology annotation, cellular component: SUMO-targeted ubiquitin ligase complex. Bases 1 to 1104 code for a protein of 367 amino acids. The record is from RefSeq and is a predicted model, not a curated record.